UGUUCCUUCAAUAUUUACCAUUUUAUGUAUUAGCGGAAGCGGGAUUUCCAAAAUCAAAAUAUUAAAAAAAAAAGAUGACGAUUUCAGCUUCUCAGACGCAAGGUGAUUUGGAGACCAGGUUUUCCCAGUUAAUACAACCCAUUAGAGAUCUGACCAAAAACUGGGAUGUAAAUAUAGCUGAACAAUUAGAAGAUUAUUUGUCUGAGUUAGAGAAGGUAACAAUAACCUUUGAUGGAGGGCUGACAACAAUGAACUUUGCUGAGGCAGCUAUGGUAAUUCAAGGUUCAGCUUGUGUUUACAGUAAAAAGGUUGAAUAUUUAUAUACCUUAGUAUAUCAGACUUUAGACCUCCUUGCAAAUAAAAAAAAACAGAAACAAGGAAAUGAAGAUGGUAACAACAAUGAUGAUGACCAGGGGGACAAUGACGGGGAAGAUGAAGAGUUUCUCACACUAGAUGACAUACAAGAACACAAGAAUAUUGUUUUAAAAGAAGAAAGUGACGAUAAGUGUAUACCACCUAUACCACAGAUGCCCCUAUCCUUAAUACCAUUUGAUGACUGUGACAAGGGAGAUAAACCACUUCUCAGUAAAUCAGGAGAAGUCUUAGCGAGUAGAAAUGACUUCAAGAUGAACACAUGUUCAGUUCACACCACAGGAACUUUACUCCUGGAUAUGACACACUUAGCACUCCUGGAAAAAUCAUUACAGAUGUCUUUUAGUACACAUGAAUCUAUGCACAUUGAUGGACAUCUUACAGACUCUGAACCAAAUUCUAUUCCAAACAAUGUAGACCAAGCCAACAUGUCAGUUGAUCAUGAUGAUAAUGAUAACGCUUUUGAGCCACCCCUUGAAGACCUUAUGGACAUGCCACAGUCUGAUGAUAUCAACAUGCCACCAACAGAUGAAGUGGAUGGUGGGCCACUUAUUGAAGAAGUUCACCAAAAUGCUAUGGAAACUGGGGAUGCUGCUACAGAGGAUAUUGUUGAGUUGAAAAGAUCGAGUAGAAAUAAACAAGUCAAGUUAAUACCUCCUAAACAGACUGUUAACUUGUGGGAACCCAUAGAUCCUCAUGAUGCUGGUAAAAUAGUAGAAAGACCUUUCAAAAAAGGUACAUCUUUUUUGAGAAUACCCGCCUGUUUAGAAGAUCCUACAAGUAAGAAGAGGAAGCGUCGUCCUGCUCCUCCCAAACAACUACCUCUAACAGAGUUCAUUAUGCAACAGACUUCACAAAGAUCAAAGUUUCCAAAGAACAAGCUGAAAUGUCCAACAUUUCCAGAGUUUGAACAGAAAUAUUAUGAAGAAUACAAGAGGAGAUUAUCUAUACAUAAAAAUGAAAGAAAAUUGAGGACAUUUAUACAAGAAGAUAUUGAAGAAGAGGAGGAUGAAGAUGAUGUUGAGAAUAUGAUAGAUGACCCUGGUGAUGAAGGGUUAGGAUUUGAUGCUGGGGACAAUGUAGAUUUAGAUGAGUCACCAUUGAUAGAUGAUAAACUCUUCCAAGCCAUGGAGUUAGCUAUGGAGUCACACCAUGCUGGAUUUGAAGUUUCAAGAAGAUUUAGUGAGGCACAAGUGAUAGACAAGUCCACAGUAAUAAGUGAUUAUGAGGAGUUGGUUAGACAACAUGUGGAUCAGUAUUUAGCCAGCGCCCAGGAAUAUGCUCAGAUAACAGAAUUAUCACAGAGAGUCUCUGAGUGGGAAGACAAAGUCUUACCUAAACUAGCAGAAGAGGAUGAGAGACCACCAUUUGAUAUCAAUAUUUAUGGAACUUUUAUUAUAGACAACUUGGAGAAAAAGAAAAGCAAACCAUUCACACAAAUUGUUAAACAUAAACAGACAUAUGAUGUUUGUCGGACAUUUUUAGCAUCAUUGAUGCUGGCCAAUACAUCAAAUGUAAAGAUUCACCAGGUUGGAAAUUUUGAAGAAGGCAUAGACAAAUAUGAAUUAGAACUAUUAACUACUGUCAGACAUUUUGAGCAGUUGGAAGAAUAUCAAGCGCCAUCUAUAGCCAGUUCAUGAUAGAAUUUACUUUUAUUGAUGUUAACAUGGAUAUUAUGAAGAAUCAUUAAGACAGAUUUUUAAAGAAUGAACUUUUUUAAACAAAGAAAUAGACGCAAGUCACUUUUUAAAGAAAUCUAUCUCAUGUAACAUGUGUAAGCCACAUGAAAUUAUGUACCGUUAGCUUCUAAGGCAAAGUUUCAAAACUUCAGGUGAUGCAACACACAUUAUAACAGUAUAUCUGCUUUUAUUACCACAAGUCACCGAUUUUCUGAUUUGCUGAUGUUUUUAAUAUAUAUUUGUUGUAUGAUGUAAAUGUCUGUAUGGGUGCAAUCAUCUGACCUUGACCUCAUUUCUAAGAUCAUAGGUAAUGUAAUGUUAAUGUGAUGCGUGAAGUUAUGCAUAAACCUUUUUUCAAAGAAUUUUAACAUUAAGAGGGUUUUCAUAAGCCUUGCAAAUAGUCAAGUCCAAUUCAAAUUAUUUUAAAUGAUUUUAUUGAUAAAAACAAAACUAACAUAACUUCAAUCAUAAUCAGUAAAGCAGGCAAGCCAUAUUCAUUUCACCAUGUGCAUUUGAAUUGUAAUAAAGAAUAGUACUGAAAAGUUAUUUUAAUGUUAGAAUCUAGUUAUCAAAUAAUUUAAGCCUGAUACAAAAUAAAAGUAUAAAUAUCUUUGA
Mytilus trossulus (common blue mussel) is the source of this 2666-nucleotide messenger RNA. RefSeq names its product condensin-2 complex subunit H2-like. The record is from RefSeq and is a predicted model, not a curated record. Gene Ontology annotation, biological process: meiotic chromosome condensation; mitotic sister chromatid separation. The transcript has 20 exons. Gene Ontology annotation, cellular component: nucleus; condensin complex. The coding region runs from base 75 to 2012 and encodes 645 amino acids. Gene Ontology annotation, molecular function: chromatin binding. NCBI's taxonomy places the organism in Eukaryota, Metazoa, Mollusca, Bivalvia, Mytilida, Mytilidae.